GGGAAAAGUAGAUCUGUGGCAGGUGUCAGGAAGAUGGAGGGGAUAGGUGUGGAGUUUGAAUGUCUGAAUAAGUCUAUAUGUUCAGUGUUUGACUUCCGCUGCAGUGAAACAAGGGGCCCACAAUGGCUGUGACAUGCGGCUAAGGAGGACAAACCGGGUCUGAACUGAGCUCCACCAUCAGGCUUGAGCUCAGGGUGGAGGUUUUUAUGGAUCCACCAGCACAGAGAGACAUUACGGUGUGAUUAGAGAAACAUUCAGAGGCCAACUCCACCGAAUAGGAGAAGUAAAGUAUCAAGGGUGUGGCCUUUCAUUCGAAAAAAAAUGAGAGCAUCAGGGGGAAGUGGAGAGCUACAUAUGCAUGCUUUGGAUUCAGUGCAGUUUGUUAUUUUCAAUUGAGCUGGUAUUUGCUCAAAAACACUAAUUAUAUUUCUACUGUUGCAGGGUGGAAGUAUGACCUAACACUUCAACGCAUCAACUCCAAUGCACCACGGCUUACAGAGGAAACACCCUGCACCCAAUAACAUGCACUGAAGCAAAGGAAGCAGCAGCAGCAGCAGCACGGUCAGAUCUGUGAAAUGUGCAGCGUCUCUGCUAAGUCAGUGUCACGUUAACCGAGUUGGACAACACAUCCAGCAAUCACAGACAGACCGACAGACAGACAGAGACAGACAGACGAACAGACAGACUGAAAGACAGUCAGUCAGUUAGUCAGUCUGAAGGACACAAACAGACGAAGAGCUCGGCCGGUCUGAAUGUGAACUGAAACAGCCAACAGGAAGAGAUGAGGAGAGUUCGGAAAAAAGGAGGAAACAAAGAGAAGGUGUUUGGAUGUGACCUGCUGGAGCACCUGACCACCUCCUGUCAAGAGAUUCCUCAGGUCUUGCAGUGCUGCAGUGAGUUUGUAGAGAAGCAUGGCAUCGUGGAUGGUAUCUACAGGUUGUCUGGCGUGUCGUCCAACAUACAGAAACUGAGGGGUGAGUUUGAGAGCGACGGGAGUCCAGAUCUGAACAAGGAUCUGUACCUGCAGGAUAUCCACUGCGUCAGCUCUCUGUGUAAAGCUUAUUUCAGAGAGCUGCCCAACCCUCUGCUCACAUACCAGCUGUACGACAAGUUCGCUGAGGCUGUGGCUAUCCAGCUGGAGGAGGAGAGGCUGGUAAAGAUCACAGAUGUGCUGAAAGAACUACCAGCACCGCAUCACAGGACUCUGCAGUUUCUGAUGCGCCAUCUUGUCAAAAUGGCCUCGUAUUGCUCAGAGACCAGCAUGCACUCCAGGAACUUGGCCAUCGUCUGGGCCCCUAAUCUGCUCAGGUCGAAAGACAUUGAGUCGUCCGGGUUUAACGGUACAGCGGCCUUCAUGGAGGUCAGAGUUCAGUCCAUCGUCGUGGAGUUCAUCCUCAAUCACGUGCCUCAGCUGUUUCCUGAAGAAGGUGUGUCGAGUGAGAGAAGGAAUUCCCUCCCCUCACCGUCAGCAUUGCCCAAUCAGGACGAAAGGUUUUUCAAAUCAGGACCUAUCCCCCACAUUGGUAAUAUCAGUCCAGGAGGCGGUCCCAUACUCAUGAGACCCUACCACGCAAUCAUUGAAGGCACUGACAAGAGGAAAGGAUCUCUUAAAGGCAGGAAGUGGAUGUCGAUCUUCAACAUCGGAGGACGAUUCCAGGACCCACGACGGAGGCACAAGCACUCAGCGAAAGAGAAAGAAAUACCUCCUUUGAGACCAGCAAGAAGCAUGGACUCCCUCAGCAACCCGCCCUAUCCAAAUGAAGGUUCCAGACGGUCCGGCCAGCGCCCUCCGUCCACCAACAUGUCUACCCUCGUCACCUCCUCGCCGCAGUCUGGCUACGAGGUCCCUGGUUCCCCCGGGGCGAUAGGUGGCAGUGAAUACGCCGUGACCUAUCGCAGGGGAACGGGGUUGGUAAGCGGGGGCACGGGGACGCAGGGCACCUACACUUCCCUUGACCCUGAAGGUUUAGGACUCUCGGGAAACGAGACCGUGCAGUCCAGGUCUCCGGGACUCUCCACUAAAGACGGCCGAAGAGCAGCCAUGCACAUCACGGGGCCCACCAUGGUGACCGUGCCCCUGCAUAUCACCUCUAACCUGGCAUACGGGGUGCUGCAAGGUGGCGGAGACAGGGUCAUUCACCGGGGCAGGGAUAAGGAAGGAGGGGACAGGGUGGAGGGUAAGGAGGGAGGAGAGAAGGGGGAGAGAAGGAAAGUAGAAGUAUUGAUAGGAAGGUUGAAGAAAAACAAAAGGUUGAGGAGCAGGGGAAAAAUCACAGAGGGAAAGUGACGGACGGGGAGGAAGUGAGGGAAGCAAAUGGGAAAAUGGUGGCAGGAAGGAAGCGAGGAAGAAAAGAAAGACGAGGAGAAGGAGGAAGAGGAGCUGGGAGGUGAAGGUAUGUCCAAAGAGCUACGAGCCAAAAGCGUGACCUCCAUCCGCGAGGAAGACAAUGCUGUUGAUGAUGAAUACAUGGAAAUGAAAGAUGUGCGGUCAGCUGACUGUGAGUCAGAGGUGACUCAGCGUGCUGAUGGUUGCGUGUUCGACGCUGCUGACGUCCUCAACUCAACCCAAGAGAACGAGGAUGACUACGAGAUGUCCGGCUACGUUCAAGAUAACUUUGAAUUCCUGGACCAAAUGGACUGCAGCGUCCUGGAUCACAUGGACUGCAGUGUGUCCUAUCAGGUAAACGAGUUCUCCGUCGAGCCUCCUGGUCACUCAGACGAUGAGUAUGAAGUCAUGGAGCAGGCUUGUCCUGCAGAGCUGCGGACAGACCUGCAGCAACAGAGCCCGACAGAGAUAAAACCAACGAGGCCACUCAGCAUCGACUCCUACAACCGACACACUAAAUCCCUCAGCCUGCCUUACCUGACCUCACCCAUCCUCGGAUUGGAGGAUUCCUGCUCUGAAGAGGAGGCUGAAGCGGACGACAGCGACGAUUACAGCAGUGACGAAGACGAGAGCAUGUUCAUCAAAAGCCUCCCCACUGAUUUCUUUUUAAACAACUUGACCUUUGAAACAAAAACUGGUAAAGAGGAAGGUUCGGAUGGAGUUCCUGAACACCAAUCACAGAGCUGCACAGACAGAGGAUCCCGGUCAAUGCACUUUGGGUUUCCUACAUGUGAAGAAUCAGCUGCUGGAGAUCUGGAGCAGGUAGAAGGGAAAGAUGAAGGAGAUAAAGAUGGACUGCAAGAAAAGGAGAUAACAAAAAAGGAAGAGGAAGAUCAACAGGGAAGAGAUCGUCUGGAAAACAAUGGGCAAAGCAAAAAGACAGAGGAGGAUAUCUUGGAGGAUUCUCAGAGUGACGAAGAAGAUCCUCCUUCUCCUUCUCCUCCUCUUCCUCCUCCUCCUCCCGAAGCAUUAUUACACUGCUGUGACGACUUUCCACCGCCCAGCGAGGAGGACUUUAGCAUUAUGGAGGAAGUGGACAUGUUGGACAAUGAUCACCUUGAUUCUCCUCCUAGUCAGGAAGUUCUUUAUGCCACAGAGAUAGAAACUGAUGGUGCUUGUUUAGAGGAGUUCAGAGACUUUUCCGUAACAGAGAAGCCAACGGAAGAGAGAGACAGUGAUGAGGGAGAGGAAGGAGAGAUUUACAAAGCGAUAGAGAGUGAAGGUGAAGAUAUUGUAAUGGAAAUGAAAGAAAACGAUGAGAGCAAAGCGGCAGAAAAAGUUCAGCAAGGCAAUGAAGACGAAGAAAUGCUGCAGAGAGGUGAGAAAGAGCAGGAAAGUGAUAUUUGUAGGUCAAGUAAGGAAAUGUGGGCUGAACUUGAGGAUGUUGUAUGUGAACUGGUAGAGGAUGAGGAGAGUAAACAGCUGGAGAACAAGGAUGCAAGAGAGAGUGUGUCUGGGGAAGGUGAUGUUGGAGAAGAGGAAGAGCAGGUGGAAGAGGUUUCAGGAAAGAAAACGGCUGAAGUGGAUGAAGUACAGACAGAAGUCAGAGUAGAGGCAGAGGAGGAAUCAAUGGAGACGACUGAUGAAAAACUCCCAGACACAGAAAUGCAGCACGAGAUGGAGGAAAAAGAAACAAACGUACCGAAGACAAGUGAACCGGAAGAAGGAAUUCAAGGGAAACACGUCGUCAAUGCUGAAGCACAGCGUCACGACAGAGAAGAAGUAACUUCAAAAGAGAACAAUGACAAAGCUGAUGAGCAACGUCAGGUGCAACAAUGCAUAGAUAAACAUCUUAAGGAGGUUAGGUGUCAUGUAGAGGAAAGGAAAGAGGGUAGAAAGGGAGAGGAAAGUGACAGCAGCCUAGGAGGAGUAGGAAGGAAGAUUGUCAUCUCCAAAAAUCCGAAGGUUUACCAAGUCAAAGCGGUGCCGGUGGUGCCUCCGAAGCCACAGCACUGCAAAUUCACGGCCCAGAAUAUCCGGCAGCAGCAGCAGCAGCAGCAGAAGGAGAGAAGAGACGCCUACAGAGAGAGAGAAAAUGCGUCCAGAGCCGCAACAGAGCAGGACGGUGCUGGAGACAGUGAAGAAGAGAAAAGGGAGAAGCCAUCACAAGAGAGGGAGAAGAGGAGGGACGGGGAUGAGAGUAGAAACAGUCCUCUCAGCAUGUGUUUUGACGAGGCCGUUGCUAUUGCGACCAUGAGGAGGAAAAGAGAAAGAGUGCGACAAGGAGAAGGAGAGGCAGAGGGAUUGGGGAAAUGA
Molecule: messenger RNA, 4642 nt
Organism: Eleginops maclovinus (Patagonian blennie)
Lineage: Eukaryota; Metazoa; Chordata; Actinopteri; Perciformes; Eleginopidae
Gene: arhgap30
Product: rho GTPase-activating protein 30
Biological process (GO): small GTPase-mediated signal transduction
Molecular function (GO): GTPase activator activity
Source: RefSeq, a predicted model, not a curated record